AACUAUAUUUAAUGCUAUAUAUAUAUAUAUGCCGCAAGAUUCGAUGUGACAUAAAAUUUUUUAAAAAAUUUAGUUUUUGGAGUCAACGAAACAAGGUCUACUAAAAAAUGGUUGUGGCGCGGCACGGGUGUGAUUCAUUUCAUAUUCAUACUCUCGUGUACUCGUAGUAUAGUCGACUCUGCUCCCUCGACCCCAGCGGGAAGCCCGGCCUCCAUGCGCCUCAGUGGCGUGGCGCCCGCCAACUGUGCUCGCUGCCGCUGCCUCGGCCUCCUUGGCCUCCAUCGAACGCGACCUCGGCGGACGCCUCGCAGCCGACAGGCCCGCUCCGUCGACCUGCUCGAAAGCCUCAGGCCCCGACUCCAUGCGCCUGUCCGCCACCGUCGCCACCAGGCUCGGAGGUGCGGCCUCGGCGGGCGUUGGAGGCGAACGCCUUGCUGUCACACGGCUUCCCAUCGUGCCCCUCGGCUCCAUGCGCGGCCGGGUCGGUAGUCGCCGCGGACGAGCAUGGCGAGAUGCACGUGCACCUGCUUGACCUCGGUUCAGGCGCGCGCAAGCCGCUCCCAGGGCGUCAUGGCCCUCGCCAUCUACCGGCAGCUGAACCACCGCAACCAGCGGGCCACGGCGCGGCCGGGGCGACCACGCACGGAAGUCCGUGGCGCCGACCAGCAUCCCUGACGUGGUCGUCCACCAGGGCCACCUCUACGGCUCUACGCCAACACGAGGACGAGGGCCUCUCCUUCCCCAAUCCCCACACCACGCGUGCGGCGUGCCCAGCUCGAGCCCAGCCGGCCCCGCCUCCCGUUCUCUCCAGCGCCGCCGCCGCCUCUGCGCGCCCGAAGGAGCACCGCCACAGCCGAUCCGCUCUCCUCCGCGCCUCAUCCGGCCGUUUCUGGCGGCUCUUGGGCCUCCCUCGCCCUCCCUGACGGCCCCGAGCUCGCGCUCCAUCUCCGCCCA
Molecule: messenger RNA, 954 nt
Organism: Sorghum bicolor (sorghum)
Lineage: Eukaryota; Viridiplantae; Streptophyta; Magnoliopsida; Poales; Poaceae
Exons: 2
Coding region: 513-923 (136 amino acids)
Source: RefSeq, a predicted model, not a curated record